AUGGUCAACGGUGAGGGAAUCGAAUGGUUCCCCGUUCAUAAGAAUAUUGAGCUAGCAAGUGCCGCAUUCUUGGCUUCCGUGGAAAAAGAAACCCCAAAAGGCGAGCCGACGUCGUCAAACUCCGGCAUCAUUGCGUGGAUGGCCCUCAAAGGGGCUUCGCACGUCAGUCUAGGGUGA
Molecule: messenger RNA, 177 nt
Organism: Verticillium dahliae VdLs.17
Lineage: Eukaryota; Fungi; Ascomycota; Sordariomycetes; Glomerellales; Plectosphaerellaceae
Exons: 1
Coding region: 1-177 (58 amino acids)
Source: RefSeq, a predicted model, not a curated record